Messenger RNA from Blastomyces dermatitidis ER-3, 726 nucleotides. RefSeq lists its product as uncharacterized. The record is from RefSeq and is a predicted model, not a curated record. The transcript has a single exon. Lineage: Eukaryota; Fungi; Ascomycota; Eurotiomycetes; Onygenales; Ajellomycetaceae. The coding region runs from base 78 to 632 and encodes 184 amino acids.
AAAAAAGGAUUCUGACAAAAAGCAACUGUUUUGAAAGCUUUGAUCACAGGAAAAGAUUGAUUCAAGGGGGUAAACAAAUGCCUCCAAGAAUGCGAGCUACUGCAGGAUUGUUGGAUACACCUGCAAGCAACAUGGAUAUGAAUGAAGAAUAUGAGCAAGAUACACCUACAAGCGACGCGGAUAUGAAUGAAAACAAUGAAUACCCUGGGCCUAGGGGUGAACCAGGUCAAAUGAAUGAAUACACCUUGAUGAUGAGAAUGAUGGCAUACAUGGAGAAACAGGACAGAUUGAUGGAAAUACUCAUACAAAAACUAGGUGGAGACUCCGAUUCUUUGUCAAUAUGGAAUCAAAUGGAUAUCUUUGAACAGAGGGAUGAUUUGAUGGAUCAACUGGCUACGCGUGCCACUGCCACUCCUACAACUACUACACCUACCACUGCCAUUGCUCCUAGCCAUCCUCCAUUCACUGUGAGAACCACUGUGAGAACCAUUGCAAGAAUAACUGCAAGAACUGUCAUGGGAACCACCGCGAGAACCACCAUGAGAAUCACUACAAGAGCCACCGCAAGAAUCACUCAUCCACACUACUACUACAAGCUGAGACCUCACAACCGCCGAAAGGGGGAGGGAUAAAUGAAUAUGAUGGAUACAACAAAUACAGACGAAUACAAAUGAAUACAAUGAAUGUGAUGGAUUUGAAGGAUUUGAGCACUACUGUGCGGUAAUU